AUGGAUACACAAACUGGGAAAGGAGUAAGGAGAAGACGACAAGAAUUGAUAGAUGCUGACGAUAAUGAGGAAGAAGAAAGAGAACAAAUAACGCAACAGGGACCUUUAAAGGCCACUUCAACAAUAGAAACAGCAAAACCCACACCUGAGUCUAAUACUCCCCCACUACCACUACCAUCCCCACCAGCACCAGCACAACAUUAUAAGAGACCAAAACUGAAAUACUAUCAAUUCAAACAAGAACUUGAAGAAUUAGAAAUUCAAGAAGAUUUAUCACCAAGGCAACAAUCACGAUUAGAAUAUUUAACAAAUAAGUUGAACAAUUGGAAUAGGAACAACAACAACAACAAUAAUGCAUCUCAAAAUGAAUAUUAUAAUUUACCAUCAUUACAACAAUCAAAGAAUGACGUAUUACAUCAAAAGCAACAAUCAUUUCAACCACCAAGAAUGAAUUGGGAAGAUGAACAAUUUAAACGAGCUGAUCAAUUAAUUUUACAAAAUGAUGAUAAGAUACAUAUAAAUGAUGAUAAGGAAUAUGAAUUUGUGUUUGAUCAAACACAAUUUGUAAAUUAUGAUGACAUUGAAGAGUUACCUGGAAAUGGUGAAGAAGAAGAAGAAGAAGAGAGUGGAAUAAGGGAUAGUGACUCCAUUAUCGGCAAUAAAUACGAUGAAGUUAGAAAAUCAUUACCGGUAUAUUCAUAUCGUGAAGAAUUUUUAAAAAUUAUUAAUGAAAAUCAAACAUUAAUAGUAGUUGGAGAAACAGGAUCGGGUAAAACUACACAAUUACCACAAUAUUUACAUGAAGCAGGGUAUUCUCGAAAUAAUCAAGUGAUUGCAUGUACACAACCUAGACGAGUGGCAGCUACAAGUGUUGCCAAUAGAGUCGCCAAUGAAAUGCAAGUUAAAUUGGGAGAACAAGUAGGGUAUAAUAUUCGAUUUGAUGAUAAUUGCAAAGAUGGCGUUACCGUGAUAAAAUACGUCACUGAUGGUAUGCUUUUAAGAGAAUUUUUACAAGAUCCAACCCUUGGCAAAUAUUCUGCCAUAAUGAUUGAUGAAGCUCAUGAAAGAACAUUAUCUACUGAGAUUUUAUUAAGUUUAUUAAAAGAUGUAAUGAUGACAACUCGGAAAGAUGAUUUAAAAAUCAUUAUUGCCAGUGCUACUAUUAAUGCGGAGAAAUUCUCCCAAUUUUUCAAUAAUGCACCAAUUUUGAAUAUCCCAGGAAGAAGAUUCCCGGUUAAAAUCCAUUAUACAAAGCAACCAGAAGCAAAUUAUAUUCAAGCAGCAAUAACCACGAUAUUUCAAAUUCAUAUGACUCAACCUUUGCCUGGUGAUAUACUCGUGUUUUUAACUGGACAAGAUGAAAUUGAAACUAUGGAAGAAAUCUUACGUGAUCUGAUACUUAAACUUGGUGAUCAAAUAGAUCCCAUGAUAGUUUGUUCAAUAUAUGCCAAUUUACCUCAGGAAUUACAACAGAAAAUUUUCCAACCAACACCUAGCAACACUAGAAAAAUUGUUUUAGCAACCAAUAUUGCUGAAACUUCAAUUACAAUUGAUGGCAUUUCCUAUGUGAUUGAUCCUGGAUAUGUUAAACAAAAUGUAUAUAAUCCUACUACGGGGAUGGAAAGUUUAGUAGUGGUGCCAUGUUCAAGAGCUAGUGCCGAUCAACGAGCUGGAAGAGCCGGUAGAGUUGGUCCAGGUAAAUGUUUCCGAUUAUUCACCAAAUGGUCAUUUUAUAAUGAAUUAGAUUCAAAUCAACAACCAGAAAUCCAACGAGUUAAUUUGACGUCAGUGAUUUUAUUAUUAUUAUCGUUAGGGAUCAAUGAUUUACUUGGAUUUGAAUUUAUGGAUCCACCAUCCAAAGAAGCAAUAAUUAAAGCAUUGAAUUUAUUAUAUGCGUUGGGGGCAUUAAACACACAAGGUAAAUUAACUAAAACCGGCAAGAAAAUGAGUGAAUUCCCACUUGAUCCAGUAUUCACCAAAUGUAUACUAACUAGUGAUAAAUUUGAUAAUACUAAACAAAUCAUUAGUAUAAUUGCCAUGCUCAAUGAAUCGUCAAAUUUAUUUUAUCGACCUAAAGAUAAAAAGGAAUUAGCCGAUAAGAGGAAACAAGAAUUUAAUGAUUUACAAGGUGAUCAAUUUAUGUUAUUGAAAAUAUGGCAACAAUGGGUUGAUUCUGGAUAUUCAGUACAAUGGUGUCAAGAUUAUUUUAUUCAAUACAAAACAAUGAAACGAAUCAAGAAUAUUUAUGAACAAUUGAUUAGAUUGAGUAAAAAAAUCGGUAUUGAAGUGAAUAGCCGUCACCAACACCGUGAUCACCUACAAGAGAAUACAGACAAUAAUACUUUACUAACGAAAUGUUUAAUUAGUGGAUUUUUCAACAAUAUUGUUAAAUUAUCACCAAUGGGGGAUUGUUAUCAAAAAUUAACUAAUGGAAAAGGUGGUAAUAAUACCCCAUGUUAUAUUCAUCCUUCUUCAUGUAUAUAUAAAUUAAAACCCAAACCCAAAUAUUUGUUAUAUUAUGAAUUGGUAUUGACUAGUAAAGAAUACAUGAGAAAUUGUAUUAUAUUGGAUGAAAAAUUGAUUAAAGAGUACCUAUAG
This is a messenger RNA of Candida albicans SC5314, 2598 nucleotides long. Its product is annotated as DEAH-box RNA-dependent ATPase. The coding region runs from base 1 to 2598 and encodes 865 amino acids. Gene Ontology annotation, cellular component: catalytic step 2 spliceosome; intracellular anatomical structure. Lineage: Eukaryota; Fungi; Ascomycota; Pichiomycetes; Serinales; Debaryomycetaceae. The transcript has a single exon. Gene Ontology annotation, molecular function: ATP binding; RNA binding. The record is from RefSeq and is a predicted model, not a curated record.